CCCUUGUCCAUCCGCAGGCCGUCUCCUUUGAGUCCACCGCCAAAUGGCCGCCUCUGGACUGCCUCGUUUGGGGAUAAGAUCCGUGCUUUGUGUACGUGUCUACAUCUUCUCCCCUCUUGUAUUAUCUCUCUCGCCUGAUCAACGCGUCGAGAGUCGAGCGAGAAGCGCCUGCCUGCCUGCCUGCCACGUCUCGUCUUCCCUCCUGGCCGCAAAAGUCACCGCGGCAUUCGUCACCCUGAGUAGGACGGGCUCAGCACUAUUCCCACGACUCCCUGCAGCCACCCACCACAUACACCUCGGCUCGGCUCUCGCGCCCUUACAGUACUCUCUCCCCCACUCGCCUAACCUCGCACACAGCCAUGAACAGAGACGAGGCCUUACGCUGUCUCGAAAUCUCAAAGGAGAAAUUCAAGGCCGGAAACACUCAGUCCGCUCUCAAAUUCGCAAACAAGUCUAUCGCCCUUUGUGAAACUCCAGAGGGAAUGUCUUGGCUGUCAUUCCUCAGCACCCACUCAACCUCAACAAAACCCACCGCAUCCUCCUCCGCCCGUGACGCAGCAUCCACAGCACGUAGACGCUCAGCUUCAGCUUCAGCAGCCGACAGUUCGAAAGCGGAAGCAGCGCCGUCUAGACCCUUCACGCCGGACCAGGUUGAGGGGAUUAAGAGGAUUAAGGCUUGUAAAGCGCAGGGGGAUCUUUAUGCUGUGUUGGAUUUGAAGAAGGGUUGCUCGGAUUCGGAUAUUAAGAAGGCUUAUCGGAAGGUGAGAACGGGCGAUACGAGCAACGGCGAGCGUUGCAUCUUGUGCGAGCGAAGCGAGCAGCUCCGCCCAUCGCAGUUCAACAUCCUUGUCGCGAGCGGAGCAAGCAGGCUGGCACUGCAAUUUCACCCGGACAAAUGCGGCGCUCCAGGGACCGACGAUGCGUUCAAAGCAAUCGGACACGCCUUCGCAGUGCUAGGCGACGCAGAUAAAAAAGCGAAAUACGACCGGUUCGGGAUAGAUUCAGACAGCUCGCGCGCUGGAGGUGGCGGAGGAGGCGGUGGGGGCGGAAUGAAUGGGUUCUACGGAAACCAGUUCGAGUCGGAGAUUAGUCCGGAGGAUAUCUUCAACAUGUUCUUUGGAGGUCAGGGUGGGCCAGGCAUGCGAAUGCACAGCUUCACGUCCGGCCCCGGUUUCGGCCGCCAACACCCCUUCCACUCUGCCGCACGCACCCGCGCCCACCACCAACGGGCCCAAACCGAAGACGAGCCCCUCCUCAACCUCGCGCGCCUCCUCCCCUUCUUCAUGAUCUUCAUCCUGCCCCUGCUCUCCUCCCUCUUCUCAACGCUCACCUCUUCCGGAGGCAUAUCCGACCCGGCCCCCACGUUCUCGUUCAUGAACACGCAGACGUAUGAUAUGGAGCGCAAAACGAAACCGAGACAGGUGCAGUAUUAUGUAAACUCGAGGCAAUGGAAUAGGUGGAGGGCGCCCAAGGAACGGCCGCAGGAGGUGAGGGGGUUCGAGAACGAUGUUGAGCAGGAGUGGCGCCGCCACCUGCAAAGCUACUGCCAACAAGAACAAGAACAGCGGCGGUUCCGCAUCAACCAAGCCUACGGGUGGUUCAAAGUCGACGAGAAACGUCUGCGCGCCGCGGAACAGAUGAAGAUGCCCAACUGCGACGCUCUGCAUAAAUGGCGGUAGGAUUAUAUAACCCCCGUUGUAUGCGGGGGCAUGUACUGUAUUACGACCCAAUGACACGAGCAUGUAGCAUUGGGCAGUCAUUUCUGGAGUGAGAAUCUCGAAAAUUCCAUUGCCGAAAUUGGAAACGACCGAGAUGAUUGGGGGAUGCCAUGUAUCUGAGCGGGGCUUUCUCUCCACUUUGUCUCAUCUCGUCCGGGUGUCCACCCCGCAACCGGUCAGGUCUACAUAUACACCCACAACCCUCGCGGCAACCUCCCUCAUCAGGCACGUAGCAAUGGGAUCUCGACCCAGGACGGGGUUCCACGGCUGCCCGUGAUGCUAGAUUGGUGUG
Fimicolochytrium jonesii is the source of this 2010-nucleotide messenger RNA. RefSeq lists its product as uncharacterized. Lineage: Eukaryota; Fungi; Chytridiomycota; Chytridiomycetes; Spizellomycetales; Powellomycetaceae. The transcript has 5 exons. Gene Ontology annotation, molecular function: Hsp70 protein binding. Gene Ontology annotation, cellular component: endoplasmic reticulum membrane. Bases 360 to 1679 code for a protein of 439 amino acids. Gene Ontology annotation, biological process: cellular response to misfolded protein. The record is from RefSeq and is a predicted model, not a curated record.